Periophthalmus magnuspinnatus is the source of this 5847-nucleotide messenger RNA. RefSeq names its product SWI/SNF related, matrix associated, actin dependent regulator of chromatin, subfamily a, member 2 (gene smarca2). Gene Ontology annotation, biological process: positive regulation of transcription by RNA polymerase II. Lineage: Eukaryota; Metazoa; Chordata; Actinopteri; Gobiiformes; Gobiidae. The record is from RefSeq and is a predicted model, not a curated record. Gene Ontology annotation, molecular function: ATP binding; DNA binding; histone binding. The transcript is spliced from 34 exons. Gene Ontology annotation, cellular component: nucleus. The coding region runs from base 139 to 4854 and encodes 1571 amino acids.
UAACAUGUCAGCAAACAACACGGAGGGGGAGUGAACUUGUGGGCAGCAGUCAUAUUUUGGGGAAACAUUUUUAUAUUGACAGCUAGUUGGGUUCACGGCUGCUUAAAGCUGGCUGCCAUCUGUUUGGCUGUUCAGUAGAUGUCCAGCCAUCCCGACACAACAGGUGGAAUGUCCCAUGCUGGCCCCUCCCCAGGGGCCGGGCUAUCCCCAGGGCCAGACCCCUCCCCAGGCUCUGUCCACAGCAUGAUGGGUCCCAGCCCCGGCCCAGGGACGCCUAAUGCUCCCCACGGUAUUCAGAGUCAGGGAGAGUACUCUCAAGAUGGCAUGUAUGGGAUGCACAAGUCCAUGGAGGGAAUGAGUGACAAGCCCAUGGCUGAUCCAAUGCACUUUGGUCACAUGAAAAAUGUUGGAAUGAGAUCUUUGCAUAGUGGUAUGGGACCUCCACAGAGUCCAAUGGACCCACAUAGCCAAGGAUACAUGUCACCCCAUCCAUCACCCAUGGGAGUGCAUGAACAUGCUUCCAGUCCUAUGUCAGGAGGCGGUGGAGGGCCCACACCUCCUCAUAUUCCUCCCUCACAAUCUGGCCCUCUGAUGUCUAUGGAACCCCAGGGAACUAUGGGGCCAAACAUGUCUGGCAUGGGUCAGCCAGGCCGUGGACCCUCUGCUUUCAGUCCGGUUCAACUCCAACAGUUGCGAGCUCAGAUUCUUGCCUAUAAAAUCUUGGGCCGAGGGCAACCCUUGCCUGAAAACCUUCAGUUGGCAGUUCAGGGUAAGAGGUGUCUUCCCACAAUGCAACAGCAACCACAACAACAGCAGCCACAACAAGCACCUGGGUCUAGUCCUUAUAAUAGAUCAGGAAUGGGUGUUCCACCUAUGUGUGGUCCACAGUCAAGUCCUUGUACCACACCAGCAAUGCAAGGGCACAGCCAGAGUGCAGUCCCAAAGACUUGGCCAGAGGGUCAGAGUGGGGAUAGUCAGAGCACCCCUCAAAAGCACCUGACUCCAGCUGCUGGUGGGAGGCCGUCUCCUGCCCCCCCUCAGGGCCCUGGUGUACCUGGUCCCAUCCCAGGCAGCUCAUUGACCCCCCAACCCUCUGCACAGCCAGUGUCUCCUAUGCUGCAGAUGCAACAGAAACAAAACCGUGUCACCCCAAUCCAGAAACCUCAAGGCUUGGAUCCAGUGGGAAUACUCCAGGAGAGAGAGUACAGACUGCAGGCAAGGAUUGCUCAUCGUAUACAGGAACUAGAAAGUCUACCAGGCUCUUUGCCUCCUGACUUAAGAACUAAAGCAACUGUGGAGCUCAAAGCACUGCGUCUGCUCAACUUUCAGCGGCAGCUGAGACAAGAUGUUGUGGCAUGCAUGAGGCGAGACACGACCCUGGAGACGGCUCUCAACUCAAAGGCCUAUCGACGCAGUAAGAGGCAGACACUGAGGGAGGCACGUAUGACCGAGAAACUGGAGAAGCAGCAGAAACUGGAGCAAGAGAAGAAACGCAGGCAAAAACACCAGGAGUAUCUGAAUAGCAUCCUUCAACAUGCAAAAGACUUUAAAGAAUAUCACAGGUCAGUCUCUGGCAAAAUCCAGAAAUUGACCCGAGCAAUUGCCACAUGGCACACCAACACAGAGCGAGAACAGAAGAAGGAGACGGAGAGGAUUGAGAAGGAGAGAAUGAGGAGACUUAUGGCAGAAGAUGAAGAAGGCUACAGAAAAUUAAUUGACCAAAAGAAAGACAAACGUCUGGCCUACCUCCUCCAGCAGACUGAUGAAUAUGUUGCUAAUCUCACCACUCUGGUGUAUGAACAUAAAGCAGCUCAAGCUGCCAAGGAGAAGAAGAAGAAAAAGAAGAAAAAGAAGAAGGUGGAUGGAGAAACUGAAGGCACCAGUGCCAUUGGACCAGAUGGAGAGCCCAUGGAUGAGAGCAGCCAGAUGAGUGAGCUUCCAGUCAAAGUUAUUCAAACAGAGACAGGGAAGGUUUUGCAGGGAACAGAUGCCCCAAAGUCUAGCCAGCUUGAGGCCUGGCUUGAAAUGAAUCCUGGUUACGAAGUUGCACCACGUUCAGACAGUGAAGAGAGUGGCUCUGAAUUUGAAGAAGAGGAGGAUGAUGAGGCAUCCAAAGGAGAAGGAGAGGAAAAGAAGAAAGUUGAUGGAGAUGAUGCGUCUGUGAAAAAUGCCAAGAACAUUAUUGAGACAGCCAAGCAGGAUGUGGAUGAUGAGUACAGUGUUGACACUGGAACUACCUGCUCCCAAUCCUACUACGGUGUGGCCCACGCGGUGACUGAGAAAGUGGACAAGCAGUCUUCACUGCUUAUCAAUGGUACACUCAAACAGUACCAGAUCCAGGGCUUAGAGUGGCUGGUGUCCCUGUACAAUAACAAUCUGAACGGUAUCUUGGCUGAUGAAAUGGGCCUGGGCAAAACCAUCCAAACCAUUGGCCUUAUCACCUACCUGAUGGAGUACAAAAGGCUCAACGGGCCAUAUCUGAUCAUCGUCCCCCUUUCCACUCUGUCAAACUGGGUUUAUGAACUUGACAAGUGGGCUCCAUCAAUUGUUAAAAUCGCGUACAAGGGCACACCUGGUUUACGCCGCGGACUGGUGCCACAGCUCCGUAGUGGGAAAUUCAAUGUUCUGCUGACCACUUAUGAAUAUAUAAUUAAGGACAAGCAUAUUCUUGCCAAGAUCCGUUGGAAGUACAUGAUAGUGGAUGAAGGCCACCGCAUGAAGAACCAUCACUGUAAACUGACCCAGGUACUUAACACUCACUAUGUGGCACCACGGCGCAUCCUCCUGACGGGCACGCCCCUCCAGAACAAAUUACCUGAACUCUGGGCACUGCUCAACUUCCUGCUGCCCACCAUCUUCAAGAGCUGCAGCACUUUUGAGCAGUGGUUUAAUGCUCCGUUUGCAAUGACAGGAGAGCGGGUUGAUUUGAAUGAAGAGGAGACUAUCCUGAUCAUUCGCCGUCUGCACAAAGUGCUGCGCCCGUUCCUGCUUCGCAGGCUCAAGAAGGAAGUGGAGUCUCAACUACCAGAAAAGGUGGAAUAUGUCAUUAAAUGUGACAUGUCUGCGAUCCAGAAGGUUUUGUACCGCCACAUGCAAAAAGGCAUCCUGCUCACUGAUGGCUCAGAGAAAGACAAGAAGGGAAAAGGUGGAGCUAAGACGUUAAUGAACACCAUCAUGCAACUGAAAAAGAUCUGCAAUCAUCCGUACAUGUUCCAGCACAUCGAGGAAUCGUUUGCUGAGCACUUGGGUUAUCCAAAUGGAAUCAUUAGUGGCCCUGAUCUUUAUCGAGCUUCUGGGAAGUUUGAGCUUCUGGACCGGAUCUUGCCAAAGUUACACGCCACCGGCCACAGAGUUCUGCUGUUUUGCCAGAUGACCUCACUGAUGACCAUAAUGGAGGACUAUUUCAGCUACAGAAACUUCCAGUACUUGCGACUGGAUGGGACCACAAAAUCUGAGGACAGAGGCAUGCUUCUGAAGAAGUUUAAUGAGGAGGGAUCGCAGUAUUUCAUCUUCCUGCUGAGUACUCGGGCUGGAGGUCUGGGUCUGAACCUGCAGGCUGCUGACACUGUCGUCAUCUUUGACAGCGACUGGAACCCACACCAGGACCUUCAGGCGCAGGACAGAGCACAUCGUAUUGGUCAGCAGAAUGAAGUGCGUGUGCUCCGACUGUGCUCCGUCAACAGUGUGGAGGAGAAAAUCCUCGCAGCUGCAAAAUACAAGCUCAAUGUAGAUCAGAAGGUGAUCCAGGCCGGCAUGUUUGACCAGAAGUCAUCCAGUCACGAGCGACGCGUCUUCCUGCAGGCCAUCCUGGAGCAUGAGGAGCAAAACGAGGAAGAAGACGAAGUGCCCGAUGAUGAAACUCUUAACCAGAUGAUUGCCCGCAAUGAGGAUGAGUUUGAGCUGUUUAUGCGCAUGGACAUGGAUCGACGCAGAGAAGAUUCUAGAAACCCAAAGCGUAAGCCACGUCUGAUGGAGGAGGAUGAGCUGCCAUCUUGGAUAAUCAAAGACGAUGCCGAGGUGGAGCGUUUGACUUAUGAAGAGGAGGAGGAGAAGAUGUUUGGUCGAGGCUCGCGCUGUCGCAGAGAUGUGGACUACAGCGACACUCUGACGGAGAAGCAGUGGCUUCGGGCCAUUGAGGAUGGAAACCUGGAGGAGAUGGAGGAGGAGAUCAGGCUGAAGAAGCGCAAACGUAAGAGGCGCCAGGAUAAGGACUCGAGCCGAGAGGACGGAGGCACCAAGGCCAAGAAAAGACGUGGGCGUCCACCAGCUGAGAAAUUCUCCCCCAACCCCCCGAAACUCACCAAGCAAAUGAACACCAUCAUCGACACAGUCAUCAACUACAGAGAUGGAUCAGGAAGACAGCUCAGUGAGGUCUUUGUCCAGUUGCCGUCCAGGAAGGAGCUCCCAGAAUAUUAUGAGCUCAUCCGAAAACCUGUGGAUUUUAAGAAGAUCAAGGAGCGUGUGCGAAACCAUAAAUACAGAAGUGUGGGAGAUCUGGAGAAGGACGUCAUGCUUCUUUGUCACAACGCUCAGACCUUCAACCUCGAAGGCUCUCAGAUUUACGAGGACUCCAUUGUGCUGCAGUCAGUGUUCAAAAGUGCCAGACAAAAGAUCGCUAAAGAAGAGGAGAGUGAUGAUGACAGCGAAGAUGACGAUGAUGAAGAUGAUGAGUCGGAGUCUGAUGCCAAGUCGAUGCGCGUUAAGAUCAAGCUGAGCAAAGAGUCACGUGGCCACGAUAAAGGCAAGAAGCGCAGCAGCCGUGGGAAGGCCAAGCCAGUGGUCAGCGACGACGACAGUGAUGAGGACCAGGAUGAUAAUGAUCAGUCUGACGCGAGCAAGAGCGAUUAUGAGUGACGGUGCCGUCGCCUGGAUCCUGUUUAUAGCACAGACAAUACUCUCCCAUGCAUAUUCAAUCUCCCUUUGUCUCUAGUGCAGUGCUUGUCCCACAACUAUAAGAGCUAUAGCAAUAACAAUCUGCAUUUAACCCUCUUUUUAACAAAGUUUUUGUAUAAUUAUUUUUUAACUUUGUGCUUUAAGACAAUUCAAAAACCAGGUUGUAGUAUACCUGCUUUUACAUGAUUUGUUACGGCUUGCAUGCACUUUUAAAAUGUAUUAUUCAUAUCUAAAUUCUAAAGAACCUUUUUAAAAAGAAAAUAUAUUUAAAAUGAAAGAAAAUGGGCAAUCAUGAUAAACACACAGCACUUGUUCAACUCUGCCAAAAGACGAUUAAACAAAAGUAAAUGACAUAUUGAUUGUGAGAAAAUAUAAAUCUGAAUCGUUCGAGCCAACAACGCAACUUGUGAGUUUCGCAAAAGUAGUCGAGAUGGCCAUGUUUCUUGCUUUUUAAACUGCUUUUAUUAUUAACAUUUAACCUUGCAUUGUACACAAGCUACUGGCUAUAGCUAGCUCAUAUACUUCAUGUAAUCAUUUGUCUAUAGGGCUUUUGAAGUUCAAUCUAUUCAAUGCCAGGGCCUAUGUAAUAUCAGAUGUAAUGGGCCUGUGCACCAUCAGAUAUAAUGCCACAUUUCUCAGAACAUAUAGAGACGCUAUCAUCUCCUGCUAAACUGAAGCUUAGAUAACGGGUUUCCAUCUUCCACUCAACACAAUGGUACAUUUUAAACUCUGCGUUAGAAUGACAUGUAAUUCUGUGAGCAUUUGGAGCCCUCUGUUAUGGUUGAGUUAUAUGUUUGACUGUAGCAUGCCUUUGCUGUGUACUCCUCAUUUUAGUUGUGUUUCGUGCUAGUCGGCUGUCUUUAAGUGUUAACCGUUGCUUUCUUUGCACAGUGUCUUUGUGGUUGUAUUUCAUAGCCCAGGGCAAAUAAAAUCGUAACCGAUUUUCAGCACAAA